AUUUCGAAAGAAUGAUAAUUUUUUGGCUCAUCGAAGAAAAAAUUUGUUUUGACAUUUUUUUUGUUUGUUUGGUAAAAUGAGAUGAUUUAAUCAUCAUCAAAAAUCAAAUUUCAUCAAAUCAUGGGUUCCAUAACGGAUGAAUGGUUAAAAGAUGUUGAAAGUAUUGAUGAAUUUGCCGAUCAACUAAUGCAUAAAAUUAAUCAACGUAAUCAAUAUCCAACAAAUACGCCGGCAUUUGCAAAGAGUGAUUUAUAUAUAAAAGAUUUAUUUCGAAAAUUUCAACGUAAAAUUGGUCAACUGCAAGAAACGCUAAAUCAAUUGGCAACAACAAAUAAAUUGUAUUCCUUUUUAUUUUUUGCACUUAGAACACAACGUGAAAAAGAACGCCGACAACGAUUAGUUGAUCAAUUUAAUGAUCGAUGUAAAAAAAUUGAAACAUUUUUACAGAAUCCUAGACAUUCCUCAUUGUUAAAUAAUUAUGAAUCAUCAUCAUCACAACAACAAGCACCAAUUGUUAGUUGGAAUGAUGGUUUAAAUGUAUCGGAUUCAACCACAAAUCGAUUUGAAAAUGUUUCCAAAAUGAAAGAAAUUCAACAAAAUUUGUUUAAAGAACAGGAUCAAAAUAUAGAUUCAUUGACCAAUGUUAUAACAAGACAAAAAUAUUUGGCACGUGAAAUUGAUUCUGAACUUACUGUACAAAAUGAAAUUUUGGAAGAUAUUGGUGAAGCAAUGGAUGAUAAUACUGAACGUUUACUUCGUAAUACACGGAAUAUUCGUUUUGUUACACGUGAAAGUGGUACAUGUGCAUAUUGGACAAUAAUUAUAUUAUUAUUGAUUGCCAUUUUGGUAGUCAGUAUUGUGCCUAAUUAACCAUUGAUAAAAAUUUUGUUAUUUACAAUUUUUUUUUGAUAAAAUUUACUUUGAUUUUUCUUCAACUUGAAAAAAGCUCAAAAAGUUAUGAAUGGGAAAACAGCAACAAAAUCAUUAUUUCAGCAUCGGAUUUUUUUUUGAAUUCGAUGUAAUACGGAGUUUUGUCUUUUUGCUUA
Molecule: messenger RNA, 1046 nt
Organism: Dermatophagoides pteronyssinus (European house dust mite)
Lineage: Eukaryota; Metazoa; Arthropoda; Arachnida; Sarcoptiformes; Pyroglyphidae
Gene: Syx8
Product: syntaxin 8
Source: RefSeq, a predicted model, not a curated record